Prorocentrum cordatum is the source of this 548-nucleotide messenger RNA. The record is from the annotation of a GenBank genome assembly. Lineage: Eukaryota; Dinophyceae; Prorocentrales; Prorocentraceae.
GUGUCGGCCCCAGACGCCGCCGCCAAGAAGAAGGCCAGGGGAGCGGGCACGGACAAGGACGCAGGCACAGGCAGGAUGAUGCACAUCAUGGCCCGCCUGGUCCUCCGCAGUUCGCGCGAGGUCGCCGAGGUGUGCGCCGCGACGUAUUUGAAGUACGAGGCCGAGUCUGGCCAGGGGCUGGUGGCAGUGUGUGUUCAGGCCGGCAAGGCCUACGAAGAGGAUUCCAAGGCGCUGCGCACCAAGUCGCAGAAGAGCGAUACGGUGAACCAUCAUGCACGUGGCCCUCCACACCUCCCGACCCUGAUGGCAGCGUGCCACUACGGCGCCACGAAGACGAUCCCCGAAUGCGACAACGAGACCAAUAAGAAGGAGCUCCAGGUGCUGAAGACGCAGAUGCACGACCCCUGGGAGGAGAAGCUGCACACGGUCAACCAGACCGACCUGCACCGCGCCGUUCCGUACUUUAGGGUGCGCCCGCACAGGAAGAAGGAGUCCGAGAGCCAGACGGCGACAAUCUUGCGCAAGGUCGACACGGGCGUGAAGCUCGG